AUGGCACCGCUAACCCAUCCUUCAAUUCAAGAUGGCUGGUUUCGCGAGAUUUCGUCUCAGUGGCCAGGACAAGCUAUGACUUUGAAGGUCAACCGAAUCCUGCAUACAGAAAAAUCUCUCUACCAGGACGUCCUCGUAUUCGAAUCAGAGACAUACGGAAACGUCCUUGUACUUGAUGGAGUUAUUCAGUGCACUGAGAGAGAUGAAUUCUCGUACCAGGAAAUGAUCGCUCAUUUGCCUUUGGCAAGCCACCCGAACCCCAAGAGAGUUCUUGUCAUCGGAGGGGGCGACGGAGGUGUUGUUCGCGAAGUCCUUAAGCACGACACCGUCGAGGAGGUCGUGCUCUGCGAUAUCGAUGAGGCCGUGGUCCGAGUGUCUAAAAUUUACCUUCCUCACAUGUCUAGCCUACUAGAGUCGCCGAAGGUCACGGUUCACAUCGGAGACGGAUUCAAGUUCCUCGCUACACACGAGGGCACCUAUGACGUGAUCAUCACCGACUCCUCUGACCCCGUCGGCCCGGCCGAAUCCCUGUUCCAGAAGCCCUAUUUCCAGCUCCUCCACGACGCCCUGACCCCAGGAGGCCACAUCUCGACUCAGGGAGAGUGCUUGUGGUUGCACCUCCCUCUCAUCAAGGAGCUCCGUGACAUGACCCGCGGAUUGUUCGCCAACGCCGAAUACGCCUACACUACCAUCCCCACCUACCCAUCCGGGCAGAUUGGCCACAUCGUGUGCGCCAAGGCUCCUGGACGCGACCUCAAAACGCCUGUGCGCGAUGUUCCAAACACCCGGUACUACAACAAGGCCCUGCACUCUGCUGCGUUCCAGCUACCGGAGUUUGCGCGGGUUUUCCUGGAGGAAGGCAAGGACAUCCGGCCUGUGUUCGGUCGCGAGCUGUUGAAGGCGCAGAACAAGCGGGAGAAGAAGAUCCUCCUGCUCGGCAGCGGCUUCGUUGCUCGUCCAUGUGCCGAGUACAUCGUCCGCGAUCCGUCGAACCAACUCACGAUCGCGUGCCGCACGCUCAAGUCUGCACAGGCUCUCGCAGCCGACCUGCCCAACACGACAGGGAUCUCUCUCGAUGUUAGCAACACCGAGGCUCUCGAGGAUGCUGUAGCUGCUGUCGACCUCGUUAUUUCGCUCAUUCCCUACACCCACCAUGCUGCGGUUAUCUCUGCUGCCAUCAAGGGCAAGACCCAUGUUGUCACCACCAGCUACGUAUCGCCAGCCAUGCGUGCCCUUGACCAAGCCGCCAAGGACGCAGGCAUCGUCGUCAUGAACGAGAUCGGUGUCGAUCCAGGUAUUGACCAUUUGUACGCCAUCAAGGUCAUCGAGGAGGUACAUGAGAAGGGUGGAAAGAUCAAGCAAUUCCUCUCGUACUGCGGCGGUCUUCCUGCCCCAGAUUGCUCCGACAACCCGCUCGGAUACAAGUUCUCCUGGUCUUCGCGUGGUGUCCUCCUUGCCCUACUCAACAACGCUUCGUACUACUCCCAAAAUCAACAGGUUACGAUUACAGGCAAUGAGCUUAUGGCCCAAGCCAAGCCUUACUACAUCACACCCGCCUUCGCCUUCGUCGCCUACCCUAACCGCGACUCGACGCCUUUCCGGGAGUUCUACAACAUCCCAGAGGCAGAGACCAUCAUUCGCGGCACCCUCAGGUACCAAGGCUUCCCCGAGUUCAUCAAGGCACUGGUGCAACUCGGCUGGCUCGACGCUACUGAGAAGGAGUGGCUCGUCGAGGGCAUCACCUGGGCCGAGGCGACGCAGAAAGCCACAAGUGCGAAGGAUGCGAGCGAGAGCACGCUGAUUGCGCGCGUCAAGGAGGUGUGCCAGUUCCCUGAUGAGCUCGAAGCGAACCGUAUCGUCUCGGGCCUGAAGUGGAUCGGCUUGCUCUCGAACGAGAAGCUCACGCCCCGCGCGGGCAACCUCCUCGACACGCUCUGCGCUCAGCUCGAGACUCUCAUGGCGUACGCCCCCGGCGAGCGCGAUCUUGUGAUGCUCCAGCACAAGUUUGUGAUCGAGUGGGCGGAUGGGGCGACAGAGGUUAGGACGUCGACGCUCGAGGCAUAUGGUGCCCCAACUGGGAAAGGUCACUCAGCGAUGGCCCUUACGGUCGGCGUGCCGUGUGGUAUCGCGACCCAGCUUGUGUUGGAUGGUGUCAUCAACCAGCCUGGCGUGCAUGCACCGUACUCUAAAGAGAUUUGUGACCCUCUUCGCGCUGAGGUCGAGAAGGAAGGCCUUGGACUCACCGAAAAGGUCUUGUAA
This is a messenger RNA of Cyclocybe aegerita, 2259 nucleotides long. NCBI's taxonomy places the organism in Eukaryota, Fungi, Basidiomycota, Agaricomycetes, Agaricales, Hemipholiotaceae. The record is from the annotation of a GenBank genome assembly.